GAUUAUUUUAGUGAAUACUAAUCAGUAAUUAAAUCCUCUUAAACUGUCAGCAUGGCUUCAUGGUCCACUGGCUUCUGUGACUGCUUCUCUGAUUGUAGCUCUUGUUGCCUCACUUUUUGGUGUCCUUGUGUUAGCUUUGGAAGGGUAGCUGAGAUUGUGGACAGAGGAACAACUUCUUGUUGUGUGCAUGGACUGCUUUAUUGCCUACUUGGUGGUUUUAGUCAUUUAGGGUCACUGUAUGCAUGCAUUUAUCGUACAAAAUUAAGAAGAGUUUUUGGGAUCGAAGGGAGCAAAACAUGUGAUUGCAUUGCUAGUUGUUGCUGUGUCCAAAUAUCCAUUUGCCAAGAGCAUCGUGAGCUAGAAGCCCGUGGUUUCGACGUGUCCGCAGGUUGGGAUAGGAACGUGCAAAUGUGUACCAGAGGUGCCAUGCAGAUGCAGGCUCCAACAGUGGAAAUUGGCAUGACCCGUUAUUAGUGUGCUAGCUUCGUGAUGAUCACUCUUAAGCCAUUUUGAUGAAUAAUUACUUUUUAUUUAUAUUUUG
This is a messenger RNA of Trifolium pratense (red clover), 541 nucleotides long. Its product is annotated as protein PLANT CADMIUM RESISTANCE 2-like. The transcript has 4 exons. Bases 52 to 474 code for a protein of 140 amino acids. The record is from RefSeq and is a predicted model, not a curated record. NCBI's taxonomy places the organism in Eukaryota, Viridiplantae, Streptophyta, Magnoliopsida, Fabales, Fabaceae.